Messenger RNA from Helianthus annuus (common sunflower), 1237 nucleotides. Its product is annotated as homeobox-leucine zipper protein HAT9. The record is from RefSeq and is a predicted model, not a curated record. Gene Ontology annotation, biological process: regulation of DNA-templated transcription. NCBI's taxonomy places the organism in Eukaryota, Viridiplantae, Streptophyta, Magnoliopsida, Asterales, Asteraceae. The coding region runs from base 117 to 917 and encodes 266 amino acids. Gene Ontology annotation, molecular function: DNA-binding transcription factor activity, RNA polymerase II-specific; sequence-specific DNA binding. The transcript is spliced from 3 exons.
CCACCCCCCAACCAAUAAUUUCCCUUACCUAGCUUGCUAUAUUUCUCUCUUCCACCCUCCCAACCUCUUCAUAAUAUCUUUCCUAAAAAUCUCUCUGAAUAUAACCUUUGAAAGAAAUGGGAAAUGAUAGUGUUUGUAAUAAGGGUACUAUUGUCCUAGAAUUAGGUCUUAGUUCAUGCAUGGUGGAAAACAACUCCACCAACACCACCAAGAAGCCUUGCAAUAUCCUGAAUUUUGAUCCAUCCUUAACGUUGGCUCUUUCCAGCGAUCGUGAUCUUGAUCAUGGAUUAACCAAGAAGAAACCCGACGAUGGUUUGUACCGACAAGAUAGCGUUAGCGUUGGUUCAUCAUUAAUCUCGGUUGCGAGUGUGUGUGUUAAGAGGGAAAGGGAGGUCAAGAGUGAAGAAUCGAAGAGAGUGAUUAGCACAACAAGUCAAGUUGAAGAAGAAGAUGAUUAUAGUGUUAAUGACAGGAAGAAACUCAGACUUACUAAAGCUCAAUCUGCACUUCUUGAAGAAGCUUUCAAACAUCAUAGUACUUUAAACCCUCAGAAACAAAAGCAAGAGCUUGCAAGGGAGCUAAAGUUGAGGCCUAGGCAAGUUGAAGUUUGGUUCCAGAACCGAAGAGCCAGAACAAAGUUGAAGCAAACAGAAGUUGACUGUGAAUACUUGAAGAAGUGUUGUGAAGCACUAAAGGAAGAGAACACUAGACUCCACAAAGAGCUUCAAGAACUGAAAGCCCUCAAACUGGCAUCUCCGCCGCUGUACAUGCAGUUGCCGGCGGCCACCCUCACCCGCUGUCCAUCAUGCGAACGCACCGCAGACGCCACUUCCUCCGCCACAACUCAUCCUAGUUUUACCAUGGCUCAAAAACCACACUUCUUUAACCCAUUCACCAACCCAUCUGCAGCCUGCUGAUUGCCAAUUAUUUAAUUAAUUUUCUUUCAUUUUCAGUCUUAAUUAAUUUAAAGCAUGCAUAUUAAUUACUACUCAUAUUAAUCAUCCAUGCAGAAUCCUUUCUCUUUUUUUUAGAGCUAAGGGUUUGUCAUGAUUAGUGAGGGAUUAGUUAGUUAGUAUUAAUUAAGUUAUAUAUUUGUGGAAAAUUAGUGAUUAUAUAUGUGGAUUUCUACUGAUCCAUUUUUUUCUUUUAUUAGUUUAUGAUUUGGCUGUCUGUAAGAAGAAUUAUAUGUCAAUGAAAGGAUUAUAUGUAGUUAUAUAUAUCAUUAGCAUUGUUGUUU